Aureobasidium subglaciale EXF-2481 is the source of this 1125-nucleotide messenger RNA. RefSeq lists its product as uncharacterized. Gene Ontology annotation, molecular function: low-affinity zinc ion transmembrane transporter activity. Bases 1 to 1125 code for a protein of 374 amino acids. Gene Ontology annotation, cellular component: plasma membrane. NCBI's taxonomy places the organism in Eukaryota, Fungi, Ascomycota, Dothideomycetes, Dothideales, Saccotheciaceae. Gene Ontology annotation, biological process: zinc ion import across plasma membrane. The record is from RefSeq and is a predicted model, not a curated record. The transcript is spliced from 3 exons.
AUGUCUGCCUGUCCUGGAAAUAACGAGUUCGAUGGGCGCAUGGGCGUCCGCAUUUCGGCCAUCUUCGUAAUUGGAAUAUGCUCAUUGUUUGCAACGUGGUUCCCUGUCUUCGCUGCUAGGCACAGAGGUGUCGGUGUUCCAGAUUGGGCAUUCUUUAUCGCCAAGUACUUCGGUUCUGGCGUCAUUAUUGCAACUGCCUUUAUCCAUUUACUCGCACCUGCUCAUGAGGCAUUGGACAAUGAGUGUCUGACCGGCCCCAUCAGAGAUUACAGCUGGGUUGAGGGCAUUGUUCUCAUGACCAUCAUGAUGCUGUUCUUUGUCGAGCUCAUGACCAUGCGUUAUGCCAAGUUCGGUCACAGCCACGAGCAUGAUGAAACCCAUGAGCAUGCGGAUGAGCUUGGUAUCAAGCCUGAGCCUUUCACCGAUGGCAAAACUCCUGACGUUUCUGACGAAUCUGAUCAUGCUUAUGAGAUGCAUGCUGGCCGCGUCAGCACGAGUACUGCUCAAUGCCCCACCACUCCUCAUGCCCGUGGCGAUGACCACCUCGGACAUGCUCGCUCCCACGUCGACAACGAGAUCUCGGUGGGAUGGACUGAGGCGCAAAAGCAAGCUUCUGGUCUCGUUACCGAGUCAUACGCCGCUCAGAUGACUGCCCUCUUCAUUCUCGAGUUUGGCGUCAUCUUCCACUCCAUCUUCAUCGGUCUGACCUUGGCGGUCUCCGGCCCUGAAUUCGCCACCCUCUAUGUUGUCCUCGUUUUCCACCAGUCUUUUGAGGGUCUCGGUCUGGGUACUCGUCUUGCUGCAGUGCCAUGGCCUGAGUCAAAGCGUUGGUCCCCCUACCUUCUAGGUGCUGGUUAUGCCAUCAGUACUCCUAUUGCUAUUGCUAUCGGCCUCGGCGUCCGCCAGUCUUUUGCUCCUAAUAGCCAAACCACUCUCAUCGCCAAUGGUGUCUUCGACAGUAUCAGUGCCGGUAUCCUGAUCUACACCGGUCUUGUUGAGCUCAUGGCACACGAGUUCAUGUUCUCCACCUAUAUGCAACGCGCGAGCAUCAAGACCGUAUUGACUGCCUUCUUUGUCAUGUGCCUGGGUGCCGCUUUGAUGGCUCUUCUCGGCAAAUGGGCUUAG